AUGACCUUAUCAAAGAAGCAUUUGAUCUUAGAUGUUAGUACCCGAUGGAAUGCUACGUAUGCUAUGUUGUCUACGACCUUGGAGUUUAAAGAAGUGUUUGUAAAUUAUGACGAUCGAAAAUCAACAUACAAGACCAUGCCGACCUCGGAAGCUUGGGACAAAGUUGAAGUUAUUUGCUCAUUCUUCGGGCUUUUCAACGAGGUUACAAAAAUAAUUUCAGGCUCUGAAUAUCCUGCCUCUAAUUUGUUUCUUAGUGAGUUGUAUGGAAUUAAAGAAGUAUUAGAUGAUUUGUCUUUAGAUGAGAGUAAAUAUAUGAGAGAUAUGGAUCUCAAGAUGAAAAAGAAAUUUGACAAAUAUUGGGGUACUUGUAAUUUGUUGAUUUCCAUUGGUGCUGUUUUAGAUCCUAGAUACAAGAUGAAGUUGGUUGAGUUCUCUUUUAGUUCCAUUUAUUCAGCGGAUGAGGCACCUAAGAAAAUGAAAAUUGUUCAAGAUACUCUUACUAAGAUGUUUGAAGAGUAUGUUGAACAACAUAAAGCGACUAAUGUUGUUCAAAUGAGUAGUGCACCAGACAAGAGUGAAAUUGGAGUUAAGAGUGGUUAUAACAAGUUAAGUUCUACAGUUGGUAUCAAUAGUGGCACGGCAAAAUAUGAUCAACAUAUCAUAAGCGUUGACACUUUUGCAAGUGUGAAGUCAGAGUUAGACAUUUAUUUAGAAGAAGGCGUGUACAUUGGUGAUUCAGGUGCAUAUUUUGAUGCCUUGGAGUGGUGGAAGGAGAAAAAUCUGAAGUUCAAAAUUUUGUCUAAAAUGGCUGCUGAUGUUUUGGCAAUUCCAAUAACUACUGUUGCUUCAAAAUCAGCUUUUAGUGCUGGUGGAAGAGUUAUCGAUGCUCAUCGCGCCUCUUUAGGGACGAAGACGGUAGAUAUGCUCAUUUGCGGAGCUGAUUGGUAUCGUCAUCAUUAUGGACUACACAAAAAAAAAACCAAGAAAACUGAUGAUAUGAUAUAUAUUGAACUUCCAUGA
Molecule: messenger RNA, 1020 nt
Organism: Cynara cardunculus var. scolymus (artichoke)
Lineage: Eukaryota; Viridiplantae; Streptophyta; Magnoliopsida; Asterales; Asteraceae
Product: zinc finger BED domain-containing protein RICESLEEPER 2-like
Exons: 3
Coding region: 1-1020 (339 amino acids)
Molecular function (GO): protein dimerization activity; DNA binding
Source: RefSeq, a predicted model, not a curated record